Messenger RNA from Miscanthus lutarioriparius, 708 nucleotides. The record is from the annotation of a GenBank genome assembly. NCBI's taxonomy places the organism in Eukaryota, Viridiplantae, Streptophyta, Magnoliopsida, Poales, Poaceae.
AUGCACUUCCCGUCGCCGCGCGCGCACGCCAUGGCCGCGCCGGCCGUCGCCCGCCCUCGCCUCGUCCCCGUGGCCCACCCCGCCUCGACCUCUUGCCUGCUGGUCCUCCGGGGCCGAGGGCGUGGGCACGGCCGCGCGGUUGCGGCGGUGAGGGCGCGCGAGCAAGGCGCCGCGCCGCCCGACCCGGCGGCCUUCCUGCGGCGGCCGGAGGUAGCGACGGUGACGUCGACGGAGGAGGAGAGGGAGACCGAUGCGGAGUCCUCGUUUGAUGGCCCGGGGGAGGACGAGCCGCCCGAAGAGGAAGGGGUUCAGGGGAGGAGGAAGGCGACGGAGAGGGAGUGGGUGGACUGGGAGGAUCUUAUCCUCGAGGACACCGUGCCUCUCGUUGGCUUCGUACGGAUGAUCCUCCACUCCGGCAAAUAUGAAAGUGGCGGUCGGCUGAGUCCUGAACAUGAGAAGGCGAUUUUGGAACGUUUGCUUCCAUACCAUCCAGAAUAUGAUAAGAAAAUUGGAUGCGGUAUUGACUACAUCACGGUAGGAUUACAUCCAGAAUUCGAAAACUCAAGGUGUUUAUUCAUAGUUAGGAAGGAUGGUGAGCAAGUUGAUUUUUCAUUCUGGAAGUGCGUCAAAGGUCUCAUCCGACAAAAGUACCCCAUGUAUGCGGACAGUUUCAUUCUCAGGCAUUUCCGCAGGAGACAAGAUUACUGA